AUGGCGGCGGCUGUGGCGGCGAUGCGUUGCGGGAGCGGGAGCGGGAGCGACGGCGGCGGCGGCGGCUACGACAAGGGCGGGAUGGACUCGGGCAAGUACGUGCGGUACACGCCGGAGCAGGUGGAGGCGCUGGAGCGGGUGUACGCCGAGUGCCCCAAACCGACUUCCACGCGCAGGCAGCAGCUGCUCCGCGAGUGCCCCAUUCUGUCCAACAUCGAGCCCAGGCAGAUCAAGGUCUGGUUCCAGAACCGAAGGUGCCGUGAUAAGCAGCGGAAGGAGUCUUCGAGGCUUCAGGCCGUGAACAGAAAACUGAGCGCCAUGAACAAGCUGCUCAUGGAAGAGAAUGAGCGUCUCCAGAAGCAGGUCUCCCAGUUGGUUCAUGAGAAUGCAUACAUGAAGCAACAGCUGCAGAAUCCUUCGUUGGCCAAUGAUACAAGUUGUGAGUCAAAUGUGACCACUACUCCAAACCCUCUACGGGAUGCAAGUAACCCAGCUGGACUCCUUGCAAUUGCGGAGGAGACAUUGACAGAGUUCCUCUCAAAGGCUACAGGAACUGCUGUUGAUUGGGUCCCGAUGCCUGGGAUGAAGCCUGGUCCGGAUUCGUUUGGUAUUGUUGCCGUUUCACAUGGUUGCCGAGGUGUCGCUGCCCGUGCCUGUGGUCUGGUGAAUCUAGAACCAACAAAGAUUGUGGAGAUCUUGAAAGACCGCCCAUCUUGGUUCCGUGAUUGUCGGAGUCUUGAAGUUUUUACGAUGCUUCCAGCUGGAAACGGCGGGACCAUUGAACUCGUUUACAUGCAGAUGUAUGCUCCUACCACUUUAGUUCCUGCACGUGAUUUUUGGACGCUGAGAUACACAACUACAAUGGAAGAUGGAAGUCUCGUGGUUUGUGAGAGAUCUUUGAGUGGUUCAGGAGGUGGUCCAAGUACUGCCUCAGCACAGCAAUUUGUAAGGGCUGAGAUGCUUCCUAGUGGCUAUUUAGUUCGGCCAUGCGACGGUGGGGGUUCAAUUGUGCAUAUAGUGGAUCAUCUGGACCUUGAGGCUUGGAGUGUUCCAGAAGUGCUUCGCCCGCUCUAUGAGUCUUCUAGGGUAGUUGCUCAGAAAAUGACUACUGCGGCAUUACGACACAUCAGACAGAUUGCUCAAGAAACUAGUGGGGAGGUUGUAUAUGCUCUGGGGAGGCAACCUGCUGUUCUGCGGACAUUUAGUCAGAGGCUGAGUAGAGGAUUUAAUGAUGCUAUAAGUGGCUUCAAUGAUGAUGGUUGGUCUGUAAUGGCUGGAGACGGCAUUGAAGAUGUGAUUAUUGCUUGCAACUCAAAAAAGAUUAGGAGCAAUAACACUGCUCCCAAUGCUUUUAUAGCUCCUGGAGGUGUUAUAUGUGCUAAAGCAUCAAUGUUACUGCAGAGUGUUCCACCAGCAGUACUGGUUCGGUUUCUGAGGGAACAUCGGUCUGAAUGGGCUGAUUAUAACUUUGAUGCAUAUUCGGCUUCAGCGCUGAAAUCAAGCUCAUGCUCACUUCCUGGGUUGCGUCCCAUGAGAUUUUCUGGGAGCCAGAUCAUCAUGCCACUUGCUCACACAGUGGAGAAUGAGGAGAUUCUAGAAGUUGUUCGUCUUGAAGGGCAAGCGCUCGAUGAGGGUCUUUUAUCAAGAGAUAUCCACCUGCUUCAGUUUUGCACUGGAAUAGACGAGAAAUCAAUGGGAUCCUGCUUCCAACUUGUCUUUGCACCAAUUGAUGAGCUUUUUCCUGAUGAUGCUCCAUUAAUAUCUUCAGGCUUUCGUGUUAUACCACUGGACAUGAAAACAGAUGGUGCACCCGCCGGUAGAACACUAGAUUUGGCCUCUAGCCUUGAAGCUGGUUCAACUACACUGCAAGCCUCAGGCGGUGCGGACGAUUGUAACCUACGAUCAGUGCUGACAAUUGCCUUUCAAUUCCCUUACGAGAUGCAUCUCCAAGAUAGUGUUGCAACUAUGGCCCGGCAGUAUGUCCGCAGCAUUGUCUCCGCCGUUCAGAGAGUGUCGAUGGCUAUCUCUCCCUCUCGAUCUGGCUUGAAUGCUGAACAGAAGAUAAUUUCUGGCUUCCCUGAAGCUGCAACACUUGCUCGCUGGAUAUGCCAAAGUUACCGGUUCCAUCUGGGGGUCGAGUUAUUUAGACAGGCAGAUGAAGCUGGGGAAUCUUUAUUGAGAAUGCUCUGGGAUCAUGAAGAUGCUAUUUUGUGCUGUUCUUUCAAGGAAAAGCCUGUAUUUACGUUUGCAAACGAGAUGGGAAUUAACAUGUUGGAAACAUCUUUCGUUGCCCUUCAAGAUCUCUCGUUGGACAAGAUAUUUGAUGAAGCUGGUAGAAAGGCACUAUACUCCGAGAUCCCAAAGCUGAUGGAGCAGGGCUUUGUUUACCUGCCAGGUGGUGUGUGCUUGUCUGGGAUGGGCCGCCAUGUCUCAUUUGAGAAUGCUGUAGCAUGGAAAGUAGUUGGUGAGGACAACAAUGUGCACUGCCUCGCCUUCUGCUUCGUCAACUGGUCUUUCGUGUGA
Messenger RNA from Triticum turgidum subsp. durum (durum wheat), 2523 nucleotides. NCBI's taxonomy places the organism in Eukaryota, Viridiplantae, Streptophyta, Magnoliopsida, Poales, Poaceae. The record is from the annotation of a GenBank genome assembly.